Fundulus heteroclitus (mummichog) is the source of this 3647-nucleotide messenger RNA. RefSeq lists its product as uncharacterized. The coding region runs from base 318 to 3647 and encodes 1109 amino acids. Lineage: Eukaryota; Metazoa; Chordata; Actinopteri; Cyprinodontiformes; Fundulidae. The record is from RefSeq and is a predicted model, not a curated record. The transcript has 11 exons.
UAAUAUACACACUGUGGGGAUUAUAAUACAAAACCCUUAGUCUCCCAAGCCGGGAAUCGAUCCCACGACCUCUUGCUUGCGCCUGCUGUCUCCCGAUCUACGAGCAAAGUAAGCCCAAAGUAAGCCCAAAAGUAAGCCCACUCCAGCCAAUCGCAGCGCGCCCUCUGCCGGCGCUCGGCCAAUCACCUGCCCCCGCUGGUGGGCUUACAUUUGACCAAUCGCCUUCCAGCACCCGGAUCCCUCAUAAGCGCUCGGAGGAAGACGCUCCGCAGUCAUCUUUACGUUGACAACUGUCUGCACUACUUUGACGAGCGAUCAUGUAUGCGUAUCCCGUGUUCCGUAAAACUCCUCAGGGUCGACUCCUGAUGGGGCCGACUGAGGAGGCAAAUAGGAGUACGGUGGUGGUGGCCGGGAGGGCCCGGCGUAAGGAGGAGGUUCUGGCCGAGGCCACUGCCUUUGUGAGGCAGAACGGAGGGGAUCCUGGUGACCAGUUCCUGGUUCUGGCUCAUUGUAAGAUCCAGUUUGGAAAACACCAGAACCAGAGGUUCCGCUGGCUGCUGGAGAACUCCCUGGGUUACGCGGUGUACCUGGUCAGCAGCAUCAUGGGGGAGGAGGAGAGGGACAACCCCCUGUCGGCCAGCAAACACCUGUUUCUCAGGUACACCUCCCAGAUCAGGGAGAUAGGGGAGGCUGUGGAGGUGUAUCGGAAGAAACAGGCCUUGCUCCAGGAGGCCCAGAGGAGCGGUGACUCUGGGUGUUUGAUGGUGGAGUUUGGCGACUUCAAGGGCAGGUCCAUGAAGGAGGUGUAUGAGGACCCAGGCAAGGAGGCCCAGGCUCUCGUCACCUACCUGAAGACAGCAAAGGCAAGGCCCAACACCAACAUGGCCCUUUUCAAGGACUAUGUGCUGAAGAGGCAGGCUUCAGCUGUAGCCCACCUGCCCACUGUGACAGCUCCUUCCUCCUCUUCCUCGUCCUCCUCCUCCUCCGCUGCUGCUCCACCUGCUGCUGCUCGACCUGCUGCCACUCAGAGCAGGCCCCUGACGGCUGCCGGCGUUAACGCUCUGCUGGCACGUGGGAAGCAUUUGUCUCCCUCACAGUUGGCACGAAAAAUUGUUUCUCCAGCCAAACCCUCUCCAGUGCCACGUGUCCCCUCUCCGUCUACAUCCGCUGCCCGCAGACAGCUCUUUAACUGUGACGCUGUUGGUGCUGCUGGGGAUUUUUUUAAGGAGCAAGACGACCAGGAGAUGGUGACUGUGGCCUCGCAAGCUGAGGAAAAACUACCUCAAGCCUCAAGAGGCCCUGCUCCUCCUGCUCCUGCUGCUCCUGCUCCUGCUCUUGCUCCUCCAGCGCUGUGGACUCCUGGCCCCGUGUUCCAGCCCCCUGCAGAGCUUCCUGGACACUGGAAGGAGCAUCUUCCAUCUUUCCAGCAGGACUGGAUCCGGAAGGCUUUAUUCAGGGCUAACCCUAAAACAGGGAAGCCAGAGCUGGUGCCACAGCUCACCUUCUGGUGGUACCCUCCCCAGCCUCCGACCACCUUCACCCAGCCUCCUGCCUCUCCUGAUCUCUUCUUCUGCCGCCCUUUGUUUCUCUGGAUGCCUCUGAAGAUGUGGUCCAUUCCACUCAUCUGUGUCCAGCCAGCUUGCAAUAGUCACAGGCUGACUGCAGCUGGCCUGUACAGCACUGUGCGCAAGGUGCUGGACAUAGAUGGGUGGUAUGAUAUGGCCACAGAGUAUCUAGAGUGCAAAGGGUGUAAGAAGAAGUAUCCGGCCUGGUCAGAGGACAUCCUGGGACAGCUGGACAUGGGACACCGCAGGAAAUUCCCCGCCCUUCUGACAUACAGGUACUCAUGCGACUACAGAGUGGUCAUCCUGAUGCGGGAGAGAACUCAGGGCAACAGCGUCACGCAGCUUCACAAGAAGCUGCAAGAGGAGCACAGCGCAGCAUGGACCCGCCGCACGCUGGAGUACUUUGCUGCCUGUGAGCCCUUCACUGACUCCUGUCUGGUCGAGCCGCCUGUGUUCUCUGCCCCCCCGCCCCUCCCGGCCCUCCCUAAACCCAAGUGGCUUCUGGCUGUGUACGCCAGGGACGUCCUGUCACGGCUGCCUGAGGUAAAGGCCAGAAUAACCUCUGUGUUUGGCUCCGUGCUCAAGAUGGACUCCACCAAAAAGGUUACCAAGAAACUGGCGGGUGCAGCUGCCAACACAGCUGGGUGGUGCACCAAUGUGGGCAAUGAGCACGGCCAGGUUCUGGUGUCAGUCCUGACAGCAGCAGAGGGUCAUGGACUGUGGCCCAUGGCGGCUGGUCUUAUGAGGCGCUACAGGGAGGCAGGAGUGGCACCUCCUGCCAUAAUGUAUGUGGACCGGGACUGCUGCAGCCCCCACGGACAGUCACAGGUCAGGGCUAUGUUCGCUGAGUGGAGAGAGCUUCAGGUGCGCCUGGACAUCUGGCACUUCAUGCGGCGUUUUGCAGCUGGAGUCACCACUGAGGCUCAUCAGCUAUAUGGAGUAUUCAUGGCUGGACUGUCCAGGUGCAUCUUUGAGCUGGAUCCAGCAGAUGUUGCUGCUCUUAGGCUGGCCAAGCAGGGGCAGCUUCUGGCCCAGGGAGUUGGUCCAGUCUCUGAGAAGGCCCUGGACCAGAUGAUCACCAGGAGGGAGUUGGCUCUUCAUUGCCGCAAGAGGACCAGGGGAGCAGAGGAGACAGCCAGGAGGAUCAAGGCCCUGGUCGAUGAGAUGGACAGUGAGAAGGGCAGGGACACUCUUGGAGUGCCCCUGGUGGACCACGAGCGCAUUCAGCAGGUCUGGAAGGACCAGCAGAGACACAUCACCUGUAUUCAGGACCCAGAGGGCUUCUCUCUGUACCUGAAGACAGGGACACUGAAAAAAGGUGGUGUGGACCUCUGCUGCUACCGCUGUGCUCGUGGCUCCACCUCCUUGGAGUCCUUCCACCUCCAUCUAAAUCGCUUCAUCCCAGGGACCAGUGCCAGCGACGCCCACUUCCAGGCCUACCUUCUGGAGGGUCUGAUGCGCUGGAACCAGGACCGCAUGGAGGAAGCUGUGAGAGGAAGCUGUGAGCUGAGGAUUUACAGCAGCGCUGAGAGGGAGGCCAUGGACCGACUCAGCCGCAAGAUCCUCAAGAGGCCCUUGGACGAGCGCUACCAGCCUCCUGGGUCAUAUACAGGGGAGCUUCUUGGCAUGGAGUACCUUUACAGUCAGUCUGGUCGUUCGCUGACUGUAAUGGACAACCCAGAGGAAGAGGAUCGGCUGGUGGAGCUGAUGGAUGAUGAGGCGGUGCGCGAUGAAGGCUUUGUGGAGGAAGAACCCGAGGACCUGACCGUGCCCGUCCUCUUUGCUCCAGAACACAGCAGCGUCCAGCAGGCCUCCAGCCCCUCUUCCUCUGCACCGUCCACAUCCAGCCGAGGACAUCCAUGUCAGCUCCUCAACCAGAGUCCUCUGCCUCCUCCUGUGCCGUCUCCCCUGCAGCGCUCUGUCCAGUCCAGCCUCCUCUACAGCCUCCUCCUGUGCAGCGCCCUGCUGAUCCUCCUCUGCCUCCUCCUCUGCCUCCUCCCCUGCAGCGCCCUGUCCAGCCAACUGGAGCCUCUGGUCCUGCAGCAUCAGCUGGGUCCAGCGUUGCAGACCAGGCCCCUGUGA